AUGUCUUCUUCUUUGCUUCUUAUAGGAGUUCUCUGCAUUUUAGGAGCAAAUGGUUUUGCCUCUGCAGGGAAAGCAAGGUUGAAACGGGAACCUAAUGCUCCAGAGCCCAUUGACUGCUUGCUGACUACCUGGGACGAUUGGGGGCCAUGCAGUCCGUGCUCAAGUCACAGAUACCGCUCAAGGAGUAUUCUGAAGUUUGGACAGUUUGGAGGGAAGCCAUGCAUUGAGGCCCUGAGCGAUAGAGAGUCCUGUGAGACAAGAACUCCGUGCCCAGAUGGGAGAGGUCAUUGUGGGAAGCAAGAGUUUGAAUGUGAAAAUGGAUAUUGUCUAAAGGGUAGGUUGGUGUGUAACACAGAAGAUGACUGUGGUGACUUCUCUGACGAAGAUAAUUGUGAUGAAACCAAACGCCCACCCUGUGGGGAUCGUGUCAUAGACGUAUCAGAGCUUGGAAGAACAGCUGGACAAGGUAUUAAUGUGCUGGGAAUGAAACCAGCUCAAAAACCAUUUUACAAUGAGUUCUACAAUGGCAUCUGUGACAGAGUCCGGGAUGGGAACACGGCGACUUAUUACCGCAAGCCAUGGAAUACGGCUUUCCUCAGUUAUGAAACAAGAGGUGACAAAAAAAUUACAAGUGAAUUCUACAGCGACCAAGCAUCAACAAUGAAACAAAUAUUCAAAACAAAAUCACACUCUCUAGAUGCGAGCUUCUCUCUUCAACUGCAAUCAACUUCGUUCCCUCUAUCAGGUGGCUUUGAGACAAGCGUAAAUUUUUCCAAAUCAUCCAACCUGAGUGACUUCUUAGAGAAAACCAAAGGAAAGAAUUAUGAGUAUUUACAUGUCAAAUCUAAUAUACAACUGGGAACUUUCCAAUUGCGAAAACGCAAUUUGCGCUUGAGUGAGACAUUCCUGGAAGAUCUAAAGAUGUUGCCCAGUACCUAUGAGAAGGGAGAGUAUUUUAUAUUUCUGGAAACAUAUGGAACUCAUUAUUCACAGAGAGGAACCAUUGGAGGAAAAUAUGAGCUAAUAUAUGUGUUGGAUAACCGAACUAUGACAUCACAACGGAUCACCAGAAAAGAUGUAAACGAAUGCCUAGGCUUUAAUUUAGAUCUUGGGGCCAAUAUAUUUUCCGCAGAAGUCAAAGCAAAGAUUAAAAAUGAAAAAUGUAAAGACGAAAAGUUGGAAAAAAAUUCUACGAAUGAAAAAAGCCGGAUUAUCCAAGAUGUAGUCUCUCUGAUUCAAGGUGGGACAACAGCUACUUUAACAAAGUUGAAUGAAAUGCUUUCUUCAAAUGUCAAUUCAGUCGAUGUCGAACAGUACGUUGAAUGGGCUGCUACAUUACCUCAAGCUCCUGCAGUGAUCAAACAACAGAUGGCCCCAAUUUCUGAACUUAUCCCACUGAAUAUCCCAGACUCCCGAAUGAAGAAAGUAAAUCUGGACAGAGCUGUAGAGGAUUAUGUGGCUGAAUACAACGUAUGUAAAUGCAAACCUUGUCUACAUGGUGGGACGGUGAUGCUGCUAGACGGAAAGUGUGAAUGCGCCUGCACUCCAUUUUACAAGGGAGACGGCUGUGAAAUACCUGCUUCAGAUUUGAUACCAGCUGAUCCAGCCGUUCAUGGGAGCUGGAGCUGCUGGUCUAACUGGUCCACCUGUCAGCAAGGACAACGCCGGCGAACAAGAAAAUGUGAUAAUCCUGCCCCUGGAUAUAGGGGCAAGUCAUGCCCUGGAGCAAACUCGGAACCAGGCUAUUGUUAAUUGCAGAAGACUACUAACAGACAUAACCAAUAUUGAUGACUGAUAUUCCAUUUAAACAAUGGCAAACAGAUUUUUCUAAGUUUAUAUAGCAAUGAGAAUAAAAAAAACCCCAAAAUUAAAAACAAAUUGUUGCAAGUUGCUAAAAAAAAAAGGUUUGGGUUUACCAGAUUUAGAAUUAUAUUCUGAGGCUUCUUGUUUGGUCUGGCUGAAAGAUUGGAUGACCAUUAAAAAUAAAAGGUUAGUAGAACUGGAGGAAACGCCUACUAUGGCAUGACAAGAUUAAAAUAAAUGCUGAUUUUUGGAAUUGUUUUGCUAGGUGUGCCAUCCUAAGAGUUUGGAAUAAAUAUAAAAUAAGGCUUUCUUCUAAGAUACCGUAUCUCUUUGAUUGUCAUAUCAGGAAGACUUUUUCAGAAAGCAAAUGAUGGUGAGACUAAAACAGUGGACUGAUGGUGAAAUAAUAUCUUUUACCCAAUGGGAACCUAAUCUCAAGUCAAAAGAAGAAUUGAAGUCAGGAGGAUGUUUGCCAUUGGUUCACUUAUUUACAACUUUAAAAAAAAAGAUUUAAUUUAAACAAGAAGUUAUGGGUUUGAAUCGGUAAAAUUGAAAUUUUACUGUGUGCUAAUGAUUAACAUGUUAUUGCCAAGGGUUAGGAUUAGGGAGGGCUCUGUUCUUGUUUGGAAUGAGACUCACCUCUGAUCUUUUAGCUGCCUAUUAUGGGGAGGGACAAAAAGUAAAUGGGAUCAAUGCAAAGAGGGACACAAAAAGUAAAGUUGAAUUUCAUACAUCAUUUAAUUUCAGUUGAAAUUUAUUCUAUAUGCUUAACACAUUUACUCCUUUCUGUCACACAGCUGUGAUUGUUUAGAAGCAACUUUUGGACAAUUUCUGUAGGACAUAGUAAAAGUUUUAGUUUUACAGAACUACAUUGGGUAUUCUGGGCACAAUUUAGCAAACAUUUGGGCAAAGAAAGCCAACUUUUAUAUUACAUGCACACCAGAGGUGGGUUUCAGCAGGUUCUGACCAGUUCUGGAGAACCGGUAGUGGAAAUUUUGAAUAGUUCGGAGAACCAAUAGUAAAAAUUCUGACUGGCCCCGCCCCCUCUAUUCUCUGCCUACCAAGUCCCAGCUGAUUGGGAGGAAAUGGGGAUUUUGCAGCAACCUUCCCCUGGAUUGGGGAGGGAAUGGAGAUUUUACAGUAUCCUUCCCCUGCCAUGCCCACCAAGCCACGUCCACCAAGCCAUGCCAUGUCCACCAAGCCACACCCACAGAACCGGUAGUAAAAAAUUUGAAACCCACCACUGAUGCACACCUAUGAAUUAAACAAUGAGUACAGUUUCUGUGAAAAAUAAUUUCAGGCAACAUUAGAUAGUAGGCGUAGUUAAUAUUUUGAAGUACAGCUGACCAUGAACUCACAGAAAUUUGCAACCAAUGUCCAUGCAUACAAGGCUCUUCAUGAUAGAAAACCUGAAAGUGAGAUUCAGAACCCUGUCACAACAUACAUACAUACAUACACACACACAGGUUCUCUGUAUAACAGUCUUUGCACAGAUGUGUUGAAAGCCUACUCCACCAGUCAGUCCUUGAAAGGAAAAGUAAAACUCCAUUGAUUAUAAAGGGACUUAACUUCAAUCAUUUCUGUAGAUUUUUGAUUAAUGAAUAUCUACCCUGGUUUUAUCCUUUUUUUAAGUACAGAAAACUUCUGCAUUUCUAAUGAUAUACAUCAAGAGAUUAGACAUAGUCCAAGGAUGAGUCAGUUCCAAACAGUAGAAGCCAGAUAGGAAAAAGUUGUAGUUGUAGGUUGGAAGACAUCCAUUUUGUCCCACACCUUUUUCUCUUGUGUCUUUUCAUGUAGAUAAUCUCUCUGUGUGAUAUGUAACAAGUGUGGUUAUAAUAGUUAUCAAAGUUGUUAUAAAGGAUAGAAAAAUAAAGUAGAAGAGUUAAAUAUAAAAGCAGAAUAUACAUGUCGAUGCAGAAGUCGGUAAAAAUAGUACACAUUGUUAUGUUUGUCUUGUUUUUUACUGUGUUUUUUGUCUUAAUAAAAACAUUUUUUAAAAAAAA
Messenger RNA from Pantherophis guttatus, 3806 nucleotides. It is a transcript of the gene C9, whose product is annotated as complement C9. Lineage: Eukaryota; Metazoa; Chordata; Lepidosauria; Squamata; Colubridae. The record is from RefSeq and is a predicted model, not a curated record. Gene Ontology annotation, molecular function: protein binding. Gene Ontology annotation, biological process: complement activation. Gene Ontology annotation, cellular component: membrane attack complex.